Cuscuta epithymum is the source of this 2391-nucleotide messenger RNA. The record is from the annotation of a GenBank genome assembly. NCBI's taxonomy places the organism in Eukaryota, Viridiplantae, Streptophyta, Magnoliopsida, Solanales, Convolvulaceae.
GUUACAGUUGCUGGAAUCAAAUCAGUUGGUAUUGAAUGAGAAGAAGUGUUCUUUUGGGCAGAAACAGUUAGCUUACUUGGGGCAUAUAAUCUCUAAAGAGGGAGUGGCAGCAGAUCCUAGUAAAAUAGAAGAUAUGACACACUGGCCAUAUCCAAAGGAUGUCAAGGGAUUGAGAGGAUUUCUGGGGCUCACAGGGUACUACAGAAAAUUUGUCAAGGGCUAUAGUAAAAUAGCCUCACCUUUGAAUGACCUUCUAAAAAAGGAUGGAUUCCAUUGGAACUUGGAGGCUCAUAAAGCUUUUGAUGAACCCAAACUUAGAAUGACUCAACUGCCUGUGCUGAAGAUUCCUGACUUCAAUCAAACUUUUGUGAUUGAGUCAGAUGCGUCUGGGAGAGGAGUGGGAGCAGUCCUUAUGCAGGAAGGGAGACCAGUGGCAUACAUGAGUAAGACUCUAUCAAACAGGAAUCAGAACAAAUCAGUAUAUGAGAGGGAGCUGAUGGCUAUUGUAUUAGCUAUACAAAAAUGGAGGCCUUAUUCACUAGGAAGGAGGUUUGAAGUACACACAGAUCAAAAGAGUUUGAGAUUCCAGACCGAACAGAGAAUUUUGGGGGAAGAUCAGCAGAAAUGGGUGGCCAAACUGCUGGGGUUCAAUUUUGUGAUUAAGUACAAACCAGGGGUGGAGAACAAGGCUGCAGAUGCCCUCUCUAGGAAGGGUCAUUUCUACUCUUUAUCGGUGGUGACCUGCCAAGAGUGGGAAGGGCUGGAGGAUGAAUUGUUGGAAGAUGAAAAAUAUAAAACUAUGUUGCAGAAGUUAAUGAUUGACCCUGAUUCCAUCCCUCAUUUCAAGGUCAGUCAAGGGCUUCUAUACUUCAAGGGAAGACUGGUGAUUCCAAAGAAAUCUGCAAGGAUUGAUAGCAUUCUCAAGGAAUUCCAUGAGUCUGCUAUUGGGGGGCAUGCUGGGAACUUUAAAACAAUGAAGAGGAUCUCAUCUCUAUUUUAUUGGGAGGGAAUGAGAACAGAUAUAAAACAGUAUGUUCAACAAUGUGAAGUGUGUCAAAGAAACAAAUAUCAGACCUUGAGCCCAGCAGGAUUACUUCACCCUCUACCUAUACCUGAUCACAUAUGGACAUAUCUCAGCAUGGACUUCAUAGGGGGGCUGCCUAGGGCACAAGGGAAGGAUACUAUCAUGGUGAUGGUGGACAGAUUAACUAAGUUUGCACACUUCAUAGCAUUCAUUGACUCACCCUUACAAUGCUAAAAGUGUGGCAGAUCUGUUCAUUCAGGAGGUGGUCAGGUUGCAUGGAUUUCCAAAGACUAUUGUUUCUGACAGGGACAAUGUCUUUCUCAGUGUGUUCUGGACUGAGUUGUUUAAAUUAGCUGGCACCAAGUUGAAAUACAGCACAUCCUAUCAUCCCCAAACGGAUGGUCAAACUGAGGUGGUGAAUCGGUGUAUAGAAACAUACCUAAGAUGCAUGACUGGGAAUAAACCUAGGCAAUGGCCUCAGUGGUUACCAUGGGCUGAAUUUUGGUACAACACAAAUUAUCAUGUGUCUGCCAAGAUUAGCCCUUAUAAAGCAUUGUAUGGACAAGAUCCACCUGUACUGAUAAAAGGAGAUGUGACCUUGACAGCUGUGGAGGAGGUGAAUAGAAUGACAGCUGCCAGAAAUGAAAUGAUAAGUGAAUUGAAGGAUAAUCUGGCCAAAGCCCAAAAUCAAAUGAAGCAAACUGCUGAUAAGAAAAGGAGGGAUGUUCAGUUGGGUGUGGGAGAAUGGGUGUAUCUAAAGAUUCAGCCCUACAAGCUCAAGACUUUGUCUAAGAGGAUGAAUCAGAAAUUGAGCCCUAGAUUCUAUGGCCCUUUUGAAGUCAUUGAGCAAAUCAAUCCGGUAGCUUACAAACUGAAAUUACCGAAAGAUUGUAAGGUGCAUCUUGUCUUUCAUUUGUCCCUCUUAAAGAAAGCAGUACCCUCGGCGACAUUCAUACAACCUUUGCCCAAGUGUUUGACAGAGGAAUGGGAGCUGCAAGUCAAACCAGAGAUGGUGAAAGAGAGCAGAAUCAAUGUUGCAGGACGAACUGAAGUGUUGGUGCAGUGGGAGAAUCUGCCAGAUUUUGAGGAUUCCUGGGAAGAUCUGCAGCAGCUACUGAAGCAAUUUCCUGACCUCCACCUUGAGGGCAAGGUGGUUGUUUCAGGGGGGAGUGAUGAUAAGGACCUUGGAAGUCAGCCCAAUGCAAAUAAUAGCAUUGACUAUUAUGACCGAGUCUAUUCUAGGAGGAGAAAGACUAAUAAAUAAGAUUUAUCUAACUCACUAUGUGGGGAAGGGGGAAUACUAUAAAUAGCAAGUAUUGUAAUAAAAAUAGUAGGCUAGUUGUGGCUUUUGUUGGGCUGGGACUUGG